GCGAACGAGCUUCCGCGCGGUCUCAUUCCCGCCUCCAUUUCUCUUUUUCCCCUAUAUUUCUUUCCUCGUCCUCUUCGUCGUGUUCGGUCCUCCGACUACCUGGCAUAGGCCCGUUUAUGCCACCGCGGUACACCUUCGACGUGGACACCUUCGAUCCCAAGAGGAGCCGUUUUGCAGAGGUGGCGUGUGCUGGUAGCGCGACCAGCGAACUGUCAGCGGAAGGCCAAACGCGAUCACGUAGCCGUUCGUAAGUGGCGCGCCACGCGUAUCAGUCGGUCGGCCGAUCGUCGAACGAUUCGGCUGCGUGCUGUUGCUGCUGGUGGACGGCCGGUUCCACACCGUCCACGGCGUCUGAGUUCAACCGACGAGGACCGGAAGUGGUUCGUCGACUUUCCACUUGACCAGGCCAGGCGUUGCGUGACCCCUUCCAGGAAACACCAUGCCAGAUGGACUUUUGAUCCUUCUCGGCGUCGCUCUGAUCGCCUUGACCGAUGCCGCCUCGAUCGGACAUGCCGGCGUCAAGGCCACGGACUGCCAUAGCGAAAUCUACUGCACAGGAGAGCUACUGAAAACGGUGCAGCUCGCUGAGAUCUUCCCUGACAGCAAGUCGUUCGUCGAUCUUCAUCAGAUAAACGAUCCCGAGGUGACUCUGUCCAAUUUCUACAGAUUGAUGAAUGAAACGGACAACAAACCGAGCCGGAGCCAGAUUCGUCAGUAUGUUAAUGAUAAUUUCGCAUCGUCGAGCGAGCUGAUAGACUGGACUCUGCCAGAUUGGACGGAGAAUCCUUCGAUCUUGAAACGCAUCCAGGAAACCAAGUAUCGCGAGUGGGCAAAGCAUUUGAACGAAAUUUGGAAGGAUCUGGCGAGGAAGGCUAGCCCAGAGGUGGCUAAGUACCCGGAAAGACAUAGUCUGAUCUACGUGAAUAAUGGAUUCAUCAUCCCUGGUGGUCGAUUCAAAGAGUUUUACUACUGGGACAGUUACUGGGUGAUUGAAGGGCUGCUGUUAUCCGACAUGUAUCAAACUGCCAAGGGAAUAAUAGAUAAUUUCUUGUACAUGGUGGAGAAAUAUGGGUUCAUACCCAACGGUGGUAGAAUUUAUUACCUUAUGAGGAGCCAGCCACCCCUCUUACACCUCAUGGUCUCGAGGUACUUGGAGAUCACUAGGGACUACGAGUACCUGCGUAAGAUCAUAUCUACUUUGGAAAAGGAGUUCGCUUUUUGGCAACGGGAGAAGAUGAUCGACGUCGAGAAGGACGGGAAAAUAUACAAAAUGGGGCACUACGUCGUUCACAGCACGAGGCCUCGACCAGAGAGUUUCAAAGAGGACUAUCUUAUGGCGCAAAAUUUACCCGAAAAGAUGCAGGAUUUCUUCUAUAACAAUAUAAAAGCGGGUGCCGAAAGUGGCUGGGAUUUCUCCAACAGGUGGUACAUAGGGAACAACAAAAGCGGAAUGCUCAGUUUACUGAACAUCUCCACGCAGUACAUUAUACCUGUCGACCUUAAUGCGAUUCUGCAACAAAACGCCCGGCUCCUCAACGAAUUUCACACUCUGCUGGGAAACAAUGCGAAAUCCCAGUAUUAUAUGAAAAUAGCCGGAGAGCUUCAAAUGGCCAUCGACAACGUUUUGUGGAACGAAGAGAGCGGAAUAUGGCUGGACUACGACGUGAAAAAUGAGAGAUCUAGGAAUAUGUUUUAUCCUUCGAAUCUCACGCCGCUGUACACCAAAAGUUACAAUCGUCUUCAACGCGAACGUUACGCCUUGUCCGCUGUGAAAUAUCUCAAAUUACAGAAAGUAGAUAGUUUCCUCGGAGGUACACCCUCGUCGCUAAAUCAUACGGGAGAACAAUGGGAUUUUCCAAACGCAUGGCCGCCGUUACAAUCAUUUAUCGUAAUGGGUCUCUACCGGACAGGAGUUAGCGAAGCUAUGGAGAUCGCCCAUGAAUUGGCAUCCAGAUGGCUCGCCUCUAAUUACCUCGGUUACGCGGAAAAUGGAUAUAUGUUUGAGAAGUACGACUCAGUCGUGCCUGGCCACGGCGGCGGCGGAGGGGAGUACCACGUGCAGACAGGCUUCGGAUGGACUAACGGCGUGGUCUUGGAGUUCCUCAACACCUUCUCGAACAUCAAGGUGGGAGAAGUGGCGUACGAGAGCGACUUAAACACGGAUAUCGGAGAGUAACAGGUUCCAUCGAUGGCAAUGCAACGCGUAUUUUCCAACGAAUCUAGUCUACACGGAAAAACAGGGCAGCGCGUUAUUAUAAAAACCCACCGUUUGUUCGAUGCAAGUCAAUGUAUAUUUUUAAGAGAAAACCUUUCUCUGCCGUCUAGGGAACGUAAUUGCUUCUUCAGUGGACCAUUAUUCUUGUCCGUUUUAAGAGUAGACGUUUGUAUCUUGGACCAAGACUUACGGAGGAGGAUAUUGCACGAUGCUAUUGUACAAUACCAGCUGCUAUAAUACUAAUUUAUGACGAAAAGGAUAAAACUUAUAGUUAUUAAAUAUCAUAUUUAUUAUUCGCGUGUUAGAUCGUUGAAGCUUCGCUCAUUCGCGGUGUGUUUAUAGAGUUUAAUGAUCGUUGAUAAUCUAAUAGUGUAAUUUACGAAGUGAUCACGCUUACGAGUGGACAUCAGAGGCAACUAAAUUUACAUCGAACGAAUUUUCACGCUAAAUCCACGAAGACUAUGUUUCGGCACAGUCCAAGCGCUCGCUGUGUGCAUCGAGACGAUAGGAUCGAAGAACUUGAUGAAAUUUAAGGACUCGCAUGAAUUUGUCGGUGUCAAUGACAUCGCGUGUUAACUGUAAUUUUAGUCGUAGUCGACAAACGCGUGUACGUAGUGUACACGAAACAUGGGCACAAAAGUAUAUUAAUUGCGCGUGCAACUCGUCAGUAUUCUAAUUUAUCGUUAGUUUUAACCUAAUUAUGUUAGUUGAUAAUGUGUGUCAGAAAAAUAGCAUGCGUUUUCUAUUCGUUUUUCGUGGAGAAUGACGCUGGCGACAAACCUCCGACAUUUUAAUUUAAUCCUCGAACUUUUAGAUGUGUUCACCCACGGAAACGAAUUCGUUUUGUGGAAGAUCGUGUAAAUCUAUUGGCUCGAAUGAGAAUCAGGGAAAAAUUGUUUCAGAGAAA
Messenger RNA from Eufriesea mexicana, 3122 nucleotides. RefSeq names its product trehalase. Bases 440 to 2176 code for a protein of 578 amino acids. The record is from RefSeq and is a predicted model, not a curated record. Gene Ontology annotation, molecular function: alpha,alpha-trehalase activity. Gene Ontology annotation, biological process: trehalose catabolic process. Lineage: Eukaryota; Metazoa; Arthropoda; Insecta; Hymenoptera; Apidae. The transcript has 10 exons.